AUGCUGCGGCAAGAGGCUGCACGGCAUGCGGCUGUGCCGUCGCACCCUUACGCUGCGGAGACGCAGGGCGACUUUGCUCCGUCGCUGGCGACCGCGGCGGCGGUGGAUCCGGGUUGCCUCGAACGGGCCUGCGCGGCGCGUUGCAUGUGCGACGCUGCCUGCGUCGCGCCCGGUGCACCGCUUGUGCGGCCGUGGUGGCGCCGAGGCGUGGCGGGGCCCGGCCCGGUUUCUGCCUUUUUCGCCCCCGCACGGGCCGCGCCGUCGCCGCUGCUGCGUGCCGGCGAGGGGGCGGGGCUGCCGUGGUGGGAGUCGCGCGACCCGCCCUCCACGGCGUGGUACCAGCUGAACUACGGCCUCCCCGCCGCCUCAGUCCCGGCGGAGCAGCCGUACAACAUCACGGGAGACGCGACGGCGUCAGAGGCGAGGGGCGGUUUCGCUUUUUUGCCGCCGCGUGCCGCGGACGCUGCCGUCGACGACGGCCCCGCACCGCCGAAGGAAGAGGAGGAGGAGGAGAGCGGCGGGGUUUCUGCGGAGCUGCUGGAGCUGCGGCGCCGCGUAGAGGCGGUGGAGGCGAUGUGCUGCCGCCGCGACGUCGCCGGCGACGAGGAGAGGCGGGGCGCGGGAGCAUCGGCCGCGGCGGCGCAGCCGUCGUUGCCGGAAGCCCCCAUCGCAAGCUCGCCGCCGUCGCCGUCGCCGUCGCCGCCGCGCACGCCUGAGAAGCCUGCCGGGAUAACGUUAGAUCGUCUCAUGAAGGCCGUGCGCCGGGCCCGGGAGCGGGCGAAGGAACAAGACAGGCAGCAGCUACUGGCCUCACUGUGCUCGGAACCCGGGGGAGCACCCGGGCCCGCCUCGGCGCUGCAGGCAACCGCAGAAGGCACUGCGCCGCAGCGAGCGCCACCAAAGACGUAG
Molecule: messenger RNA, 909 nt
Organism: Trypanosoma conorhini
Lineage: Eukaryota; Euglenozoa; Kinetoplastea; Trypanosomatida; Trypanosomatidae
Exons: 1
Coding region: 1-909 (302 amino acids)
Source: RefSeq, a predicted model, not a curated record